AUGGAAGGCUGUGACUCGCCCGUCGUCUCGGGGAAGGACAAUGGGUGCAGUAUCCCUCAGCACCAGCAAUGGACUGAACUCAACAGCACCCACCUCCCUGACAAACCCAGUAGCAUGGAGCAGCCCGCAGGCGAGAGCCACGGGCCCCUGGACGGCCUGAGGGCCCCCUUCAAUGAGCGCCUGGCGGAGAGCAGCACCCCGGCCGGGCCCCCCGCCGAGCCGGCCAGCAAGGAGGUCAGCUGCAACGAGUGCGCCGCCUCCUUCGCCAGCCUGCAGACCUACAUGGAGCACCACUGCCCCAGCGCGCGCCCCCCGCCGCCCCUGAGAGAGGAGAGUGCCAGCGACAGCAGUGAGGAGGGGGACGAGGAGAGCGACGUGGAGAACCUGGCCGGGGAGAUCGUGUACCAGCCCGACGGCUCGGCCUACAUUGUGGAGAGCCUGAGCCAGCUGGCCCAGGGCGGGGGCGCCUGCGGCAGUAGCGGCAGUGGCAGCGGGCCCCUCCCUUCGCUCUUCCCCAGCUCGCUCCCCGGGGCGGGGGGCAAGCAAGGGGACCCCUCCCGUGCUGCAGCAGUGUACCCGCAGAUCAUCAACACGUUCCACAUAGCCUCAUCCUUCGGGAAAUGGUUCGAGGGCCCAGACCAGGCUUUCCCGAAUACCUCAGCCCUGGCGGGGCUCAGCCCCGUCCUGCACAGCUUCCGCGUUUUCGACGUGCGACACAAAAGCAACAAGGAUUACCUGAACAGCGACGGUUCUGCCAAAAGCUCCUGCGUAUCCAAAGAUGUUCCCAACAAUGUGGACCUGUCCAAAUUCGAUGGCUUUGUGCUCUAUGGCAAGAGGAAGCCCAUCCUGAUGUGUUUCUUGUGCAAACUCUCCUUCGGGUACGUCCGUUCGUUUGUGACCCACGCGGUGCACGACCAUCGAAUGACCCUGAGCGAGGACGAGCGGAAAAUUCUUAGCAAUAAGAACAUCUCCGCUAUCAUCCAAGGGAUUGGCAAAGACAAGGAACCCCUUGUAAGUUUUCUGGAACCAAAAAACAAAAACUUUCAACACCCUUUAGUUUCCACAGCUAACCUCAUAGGCCCUGGACACAGUUUUUAUGGUAAAUUUAGUGGCAUUCGAAUGGAAGGGGAGGAGGCUCUCCCAGCCGGCUCUGCUGCUGGCCCUGAGCAGCCCCAGGCUGGUAUCUUGACCCCCAGCACCCUCUUGAACCUUGGCGGGCUCACCAGCUCGGUCCUGAAGACCCCCAUUACCUCAGUCCCCCUGGGGCCUCUGGCUUCCAGUCCUACCAAAUCCUCAGAGGGCAAGGACUCCGGGGCAGCAGAAGGAGAGAAGCAAGAAGCGGGUGACCCGGAUUGCCUCUCCGAGAAAGCAGAGCCGGCCGAGGAGGAGGCAGAAGAGGAGGAGGAGGAAGAAGAGGUGGAGGAGGAAGAGGAGGAGGAGGAGGAAGAAGAGGAAGAAGAGGAGGAGGAGGAGGGUUGCAAAGGACUCUUUCCAAGCGAGCUGGAUGACGAACUGGAGGACAGGCCCCCAGAGGAGUCGGGGGCCACAGCAGGUAGUAGCAGCAAAAAGGACCUUGCUCUCUCAAACCAAAGCAUUUCUAACUCCCCCUUAAUGCCUAACGUGCUCCAGACCCUGUCGAGGGGCACAGCUUCUACUAGUUCUAAUUCUGCUUCUUCCUUUGUUGUCUUUGAUGGUGCGAACAGGAGGAAUCGUUUAAGCUUUAACAGUGAGGGCAUCAGGGCCAAUGUGGCAGAGGGCGGCAGGAGGCUGGACUUCGCUGACGAAAGUGCCAAUAAAGACAAUGCCACAGCACCAGAACCAAAUGAAAGCACAGAGGGCGACGAUGGGGGCUUCGUCCCCCAUCACCAGCACGCUGGCUCCCUCUGCGAGCUUGGGGUUGGGGAGUGCCCCUCGGGGAGCGGUGUGGAGUGCCCCAAAUGUGACACGGUCCUGGGCUCCUCCCGCUCACUGGGUGGCCACAUGACCAUGAUGCAUUCUCGUAACUCGUGUAAGACACUCAAGUGCCCCAAGUGCAACUGGCACUAUAAGUACCAGCAGACUCUGGAGGCACACAUGAAGGAGAAGCACCCGGAGCCAGGGGGCUCCUGUGUCUACUGCAAAAGUGGGCAGCCCCACCCCCGGUUGGCACGAGGCGAGAGCUACACGUGUGGUUACAAGCCUUUCCGCUGUGAGGUGUGUAACUACUCCACAACUACCAAAGGCAACCUCAGUAUUCAUAUGCAGUCUGACAAGCAUCUCAACAACAUGCAGAACCUGCAGAACGGAGGGGGGGAGCAGGUCUUCAGCCACACUGCCGGGGCGGCGGCAGCUGCAGCGGCCGCGGCAGCCGCAGCAGCCAAUAUCAGUAGCUCCUGCGGGGCCCCCUCGCCCACCAAACCAAAAACCAAGCCCACCUGGCGGUGUGAGGUGUGUGAUUACGAGACCAACGUGGCUAGGAACCUCCGCAUCCACAUGACCAGUGAAAAGCACAUGCACAACAUGAUGCUCCUGCAGCAAAACAUGACCCAGAUCCAGCACAACCGCCACCUGGGCCUCAGCAGCCUGCCCUCGGCCGCAGAGGCUGAGCUUUACCAGUACUACCUGGCCCAGAACAUGAACCUGCCCAACCUGAAGGUGGACAGCACUGCCCCGGAUGCCCAGUUCAUGAUGAGUGGAUUCCAGCUGGACCCCACUGCGCCCAUGGCUGCCAUGACGCCUGCUCUAGUGGGCGGUGAGAUCCCCCUCGACAUGCGGCUUGGGGGUGGGCAGCUGGUGUCCGAAGAGCUGAUGAACCUGGGCGAGAGCUUCAUCCAGACCAAUGACCCGUCGCUGAAGCUUUUCCAGUGCGCCGUCUGCAACAAGUUCACAACGGACAACCUGGACAUGCUAGGACUGCACAUGAAUGUGGAACGCAGCCUCUCGGAGGACGAGUGGAAGGCGGUGAUGGGGGACUCAUACCAGUGCAAGCUCUGCCGCUACAACACGCAGCUCAAGGCCAACUUCCAGCUGCACUGCAAGACAGACAAGCAUGUGCAGAAGUACCAGCUGGUGGCCCACAUCAAGGAGGGUGGCAAGGCCAACGAGUGGAGGCUCAAGUGUGUGGCCAUCGGCAACCCUGUGCACCUCAAGUGCAAUGCCUGUGACUACUACACCAACAGCCUGGAGAAGCUGCGGCUGCACACGGUCAACUCCAGGCAUGAGGCCAGCCUGAAGCUCUACAAGCACCUGCAGCAGCACGAGAGCGGCUUGGAGGGCGAGAGCUGCUACUACCACUGUGUCCUGUGCAACUACUCCACUAAGGCCAAGCUCAACCUCAUCCAGCACGUGCGCUCCAUGAAGCACCAGCGCAGCGAGAGCCUGCGCAAGCUGCAGCGGCUGCAGAAGGGCCUUCCGGAGGAGGAUGAGGACCUGGGGCAGAUCUUCACCAUCCGCAGGUGCCCCUCCACCGACCCAGAAGAAGCCAUUGAAGAUGUUGAAGGACCCAGUGAAACGGCUGCUGAUCCAGAGGAGCUUGCUAAAGACCAAGAAAGUGGCGGCGAGAAGGAGCAGAGCAAGUGGGCAGCAUCGUCCAGCCAAGCAGAGAAGGAGCUGACAGAUUCUCCGGCAACCUCCAAACGCAUCUCCUUCCCAGGUAGCUCAGAGUCUCCUCUCUCUUCGAAGCGACCAAAGACAUCUGAGGAGAUCAAACCAGAGCAGAUGUACCAGUGUCCCUACUGCAAGUACAGCAACGCCGAUGUUAACCGGCUCCGGGUGCACGCCAUGACACAGCACUCAGUCCAGCCCAUGCUUCGCUGCCCUCUGUGCCAGGACAUGCUCAACAACAAGAUCCACCUCCAGCUGCACCUCACCCACCUCCACAGUGUGGCACCUGACUGCGUGGAGAAGCUCAUUAUGACGGUGACCACCCCUGAGAUGGUGAUGCCCAGCAGCAUGUUCCUCCCUGCAGCUGUUCCAGAUCGAGAAGGGAAUUCCAAUUUGGAAGAGGCAGGAAAGCAGCCUGAAACCUCAGAGGAUCUGGGAAAGAACAUCUUGCCAUCUGCGAGCACAGAGCAUAGUGGAGAUUUGAAACCCUCUCUUGCUGAACCGGGCUCUGUGAGAGAAGACUCAGGCUUUCUCUGCUGGAAGAAGGGCUGCAACCAGAUUUUCAAAACUUCUGCUGCCCUUCAGACGCACUUCAACGAGGUGCAUGCCAAGAGGCCUCAGCUGCCCGUGUCGGAUCGCCACGUGUACAAGUACCGCUGUAAUCAGUGCAGCUUGGCUUUCAAGACCAUUGAAAAGUUGCAGCUCCAUUCUCAGUACCACGUGAUCAGAGCUGCCACCAUGUGCUGUCUUUGUCAGCGCAGCUUCCGAACUUUCCAGGCUCUGAAAAAACACCUCGAGACAAGCCACCUGGAGUUGAGUGAGGCCGACAUCCAGCAGCUUUAUGGUGGCCUUCUGGCCAAUGGGGACCUCCUGGCAAUGGGAGACCCCACCCUGGCUGAGGACCACACCAUAAUCGUAGAGGAAGACAAGGAGGAAGAGAGUGACUUGGAAGAUAAACAGAGUCCAACAGGCAGUGACUCUGGGUCAGUACAAGAGGACUCGGGCUCAGAGCCAAAGAGAGCUCUACCUUUCAGAAAAGGCCCCAAUUUUACCAUGGAAAAAUUUCUAGACCCUUCUCGCCCUUACAAGUGUACCGUCUGCAAGGAAUCUUUCACUCAAAAGAAUAUCCUGCUAGUGCACUACAAUUCUGUCUCCCACCUGCAUAAGUUGAAGAGAGCCCUUCAGGAAUCGGCAACUGGUCAGCCAGAACCCACCAGCAGCCCAGACAACAAACCUUUUAAGUGUAACACUUGUAAUGUGGCCUAUAGCCAGAGUUCCACUCUGGAGAUCCACAUGAGGUCUGUGCUGCAUCAAACCAAGGCCCGGGCAGCCAAGCUGGAGGCUGCAAGUGGCAGUGGCAAUGGGACUGGAAACAGCAGCAGUGUCUCCCAGAGUUCCUCUACACCAAGUCCUGUGAGCACCAGUGGCAGUAACACUUUUACCACCACCAAUCCAAGCAGUGCCAGCAUCACUCCGAGCUCCAACUUGCUGAGCCAAGUGCCCAGUGAAAGUGUGGGAAUGCCACCCCUGGGGAAUCCCAUCAGUGCUAACAUUGCUUCUCCUUCAGAGCCCAAGGAGGCCAAUCGGAAGAAGCUGGCAGAUAUGAUUACAUCCAGGCAGCAGCAGCAGCAGCAACAGCAGCAGCAGCAGCAGCAGCAGCAGCAGCAACAGCAACAAGCUCAGACACUGGCCCAGGCCCAGGCUCAAGUUCAAGCUCACUUGCAGCAGGAGCUGCAGCAGCAGGCUGCCCUGAUCCAGUCUCAGCUGUUUAACCCCACGCUCCUCCCUCACUUCCCCAUGACCACUGAGGCCCUGCUGCAGCUGCAGCAGCAGCAGCACCUCCUCUUCCCUUUCUACAUCCCCAGUGCUGAGUUCCAGCUCAACCCCGAGGUGAGUUUGCCAGUGACGAGUGGGGCGCUGACGCUGACUGGGACAGGCCCGGGCCUGCUGGAAGAUCUGAAGGCUCAGGUUCAGAUCCCACAGCAGAGCCACCAGCAGAUCCUACAGCAGCAGCAGCAGCAGCAGCAGCAGCAGCAAAGCCAACUCUCUCUGUCCCAAAGUCACUCUGCCCUCCUUCAACCAAGCCAGCACCCCGAAAAGAAAAACAAAUUGGUCAUCAAAGAAAAGGAAAAAGAAAGCCAGAGAGAGAAGGACGGUACUGAGGGGGGAGAAGGCAAUGCGGGACUGAAGGAAUCGCUGCCAGAUGCCUUGAAGGCCAAAGAGAAGAAAGAGCUGGCAUCCGGGAGUAGUUCGGAGUCUUCCAUGCUUCCUCCACGCAUCGCCUCGGAUGCCAGAGGGAAUGCCACCAAGGCCUUGCUGGAGAAUUUUGGCUUUGAGCUGGUCAUUCAGUACAAUGAGAACAAGCAGAAGGUGCAGAAGAAGAACGGGAAGACGGAGCAGGGAGAGAACGUGGAAAAACUCGAGUGCGACUCCUGUGGCAAGUUGUUUUCCAACAUAUUGAUUUUAAAGAGCCAUCAGGAGCAUGUACAUCAGAAUUACUUUCCCUUUAAACAGCUCGAGAGGUUUGCCAAACAGUACAGAGAGCACUAUGAUAAACUGUACCCCCUGAGGCCCCAGACCCCGGAGCCACCUCCACCGCCCCCUCCCCCUCCCCCACCGCCGCUCCCUGCAGCACCGCCGCAGCCCGCUUCCACGCCAGCCAUUCCUGCAUCAGCGCCCGCCAUCACCUCACCCACGAUUGCCCCAGCCCAGCCAUCUGUGCCACUCACGCAGCUCUCCAUGCCAAUGGAGCUACCCAUCUUCUCACCACUGAUGAUGCAGACAAUGCCACUGCAGACCUUGCCAGCCCAGCUGCCCCCCCAGCUUGGGCCUGUAGAGCCUCUGCCUGCAGACCUGGCCCAGCUGUACCAGCAUCAGCUCAAUCCGACCCUGCUCCAGCAGCAGAACAAGAGGCCUCGCACCAGGAUCACAGAUGACCAGCUCCGAGUUCUGCGGCAAUAUUUUGACAUUAACAACUCCCCCAGUGAAGAGCAGAUCAAGGAGAUGGCAGACAAGUCUGGGUUGCCCCAGAAAGUGAUCAAGCACUGGUUCAGGAACACUCUCUUUAAAGAGCGGCAACGUAACAAGGACUCCCCUUACAACUUCAGCAACCCUCCCAUCACCAGCCUGGAGGAGCUCAAGAUCGAUUCCCGGCCCCCUUCCCCGGAACCUCAGAAGCAAGAGUACUGGGGAAGCAAGAGGUCUUCCAGAACAAGGUUUACUGACUACCAGCUGAGGGUCCUACAGGACUUCUUUGAUGCCAAUGCUUACCCAAAGGAUGAUGAAUUUGAGCAGCUCUCUAAUUUACUGAAUCUUCCAACCCGAGUUAUAGUGGUGUGGUUUCAGAAUGCCCGACAGAAGGCCAGGAAAAAUUACGAGAAUCAAGGAGAGGGCAAAGACGGAGAGCGGCGUGAGCUUACAAAUGAUAGAUAUAUUCGAACGAGCAACUUGAACUACCAGUGCAAAAAAUGUAGCCUGGUGUUUCAGCGCAUCUUUGAUCUCAUCAAGCACCAGAAGAAGCUGUGCUACAAGGAUGAGGAUGAGGAGGGGCAGGAUGACAGCCAAAAUGAGGAUUCCAUGGAUGCCAUGGAGAUCCUGACACCCACCAGCUCCUCCUGCAGCACCCCCAUGCCCUCCCAGGCUUACAGUACCCCAGCAGCAUGUGCCAGUACGGCCUCCUCCGCCUUCUUGCAGCUCACAGCGGAGGCUGACGAACUGGCCUCCUUCAGUUCAAAGACAGAGGCGAGUGAUGAGAAACCAAAGCAGGCUGAUAUUCCCGGUGCACCGCCCAACCAAACCCAUGAAAAGCAAGGACAACCAAAGGCAGAGCUGCAGCAGCAAGACCAGCUAGAGCAGAAGACAAACGCACCCCAGCAAAAGCUCCCCCAGCUGGCUUCCCCGCCUUCGUUACCACAGCCGCCUCCACAAGCGCCACCCCCUCAGUGCCCCUUACCCCAGUCGAGCCCCAGUCCUUCCCAGCUCUCCCACCUGCCUCUCAAGCCCCUCCACACGUCAACUCCUCAACAGUUGGCAAACCUACCUCCUCAGCUAAUCCCCUACCAGUGUGACCAGUGUAAAUUGGCGUUUCCAUCAUUUGAGCACUGGCAGGAGCAUCAGCAGCUUCACUUCCUGAGUGCACAAAACCAGUUCAUCCAUCCCCAGUUUUUGGACAGGUCACUGGAUAUGCCUUUCAUGCUGUUUGAUCCUAGUAACCCACUCCUGGCCAGCCAGCUGCUCUCUGGGGCCAUACCUCAGAUUCCAGUGAGCUCAGCCACUUCUCCUUCAACUCCAACCUCCACCAUGAACACUCUAAAGAGGAAGCUGGAGGAAAAAGCCAGUGCCAGCCCUGGUGAAAAUGACAGUGGGACAGGAGGGGAAGAACCUCAGAGAGAUAAGCGUUUGAGGACAACUAUAACACCAGAACAGCUAGAAAUUCUCUACCAAAAGUAUCUACUGGACUCUAAUCCAACUCGAAAGAUGUUGGAUCACAUUGCACAUGAGGUGGGCCUGAAGAAACGUGUGGUGCAAGUCUGGUUUCAGAAUACCCGAGCUCGGGAAAGGAAAGGACAGUUCCGGGCUGUGGGCCCAGCCCAGGCCCACAGGAGAUGCCCAUUUUGCAGAGCACUCUUCAAAGCCAAGACUGCCCUCGAGGCUCAUAUCCGGUCCCGGCACUGGCAUGAAGCCAAGAGAGCUGGCUACAACCUGACCCUGUCUGCGAUGCUCUUAGACUGUGAUGGGGGACUCCAGAUGAAAGGAGAUAUUUUUGAUGGAAAUAGCUUUUCCCACCUACCCCCAAGCACUAGUGAUGGUCAGGGUGUCCCUCUCUCCCCUGUGAGUAAAACUAUGGAGUUGUCUCCCAGAACUCUACUUAGCCCUUCCUCCAUUAAGGUAGAAGGGAUUGAAGACUUUGAAAGCCCCUCCAUGUCCUCAGUUAAUCUAAACUUUGACCAAACUAAGCUGGACAAUGAUGACUGUUCCUCUGUCAACACAGCAAUCACAGAUACCACAACUGGAGACGAGGGCAAUGCAGAUAAUGACAGUGCAACAGGAAUAGCAACUGAAACCAAAUCCUCUUCUGCGCCCAAUGAGGGGUUGACCAAAGCGGCCAUGAUGGCAAUGUCCGAGUAUGAAGAUCGGUUGUCAUCUGGUCUGGUCAGCCCAGCCCCAAGCUAUUAUAGCAAGGAAUAUGACAAUGAAGGUACAGUGGACUACAGUGAAACCUCAAGCCUUGCAGAUCCCUGUUCCCCAAGUCCUGGUGCGAGUGGGUCUGCAGGCAAAUCUGGUGACAGCGGGGAUCGGCCUGGGCAGAAACGUUUUCGCACUCAGAUGACCAAUCUGCAGCUGAAGGUCCUCAAGUCAUGCUUUAAUGACUACAGGACACCCACUAUGCUAGAGUGUGAGGUCCUGGGUAAUGACAUUGGACUGCCAAAGAGAGUCGUUCAGGUCUGGUUCCAGAAUGCCCGGGCAAAAGAAAAGAAGUCCAAGUUAAGCAUGGCCAAGCAUUUUGGUAUAAACCAAACGAGUUACGAGGGACCCAAAACAGAGUGCACUUUGUGUGGCAUCAAGUACAGCGCUCGGCUGUCUGUACGUGACCAUAUCUUUUCCCAACAGCAUAUCUCCAAAGUUAAAGACACCAUUGGAAGUCAGCUGGACAAAGAGAAAGAAUACUUUGACCCAGCCACUGUACGACAGUUGAUGGCUCAACAAGAGUUGGACCGGAUUAAAAAAGCCAAUGAGGUCCUUGGACUGGCAGCUCAGCAGCAGGGGAUGUUUGAAAAUGCCCCUCUUCAGGCUCUUAACCUCCCUACGGCAUACCCAGCGCUCCAGGGCAUUCCUCCCGUGUUGCUCCCCGGCCUCAACAGCCCCUCCUUGCCAGGCUUUACUCCAUCCAACACAGCUUUAACGUCUCCGAAGCCGAACCUGAUGGGUCUGCCCAGCACAACAGUUCCUUCCCCUGGCCUCCCCACAUCUGGAUUACCAAAUAAACCAUCCUCAGCGUCGCUGAGCUCCCCAACCCCAGCACAAGCCACCAUGGUGAUGGCCCCUCAGCAGCCCCCCCAACCCCAGCAGCAGCCACAGGUGCAGCAGCCGCCCACUCUGCCAGCAGUCCAGCCACCACCCACAACUCAGCUCCCACCACAACAGCAGCAGCAACGCAAGGACAAAGACAGUGAGAAAGUAAAGGAGAAGGAAAAGGUACACAAAGGGAAAGGGGAACCCUUGCCAGUCCCUAAGAAGGAGAAAGGAGAGGCCCCCCCGACAGCUGCGGCCACGAUCUCAGCCCCGCUGCCAGCAAUGGAGUAUGCAGUGGACCCUGCUCAGCUGCAGGCCCUGCAGGCAGCCUUGACUUCGGACCCCACCGCGUUGCUCACGAGCCAGUUCCUUCCUUACUUUGUACCAGGCUUUUCUCCUUACUAUGCCCCCCAGAUCCCUGGCGCCCUGCAGAGCGGGUACCUGCAGCCUAUGUAUGGCAUGGAAGGCCUGUUCCCCUACAGCCCUGCGCUGUCGCAGGCCCUGAUGGGGCUGUCUCCGGGCUCCCUACUGCAGCAGUACCAGCAAUACCAGCAGAGUCUGCAGGAGGCGAUCCAGCAGCAGCAGCAGCGGCAACUGCAUCAGCAGCAGCAGCAGCAGAAACUGCAGCCGCAGCAGCAGCCGCCGCCACUGCCCAAAGCAAGCCAAACCCCAGUCCCCCAGGGGGCUGCUUCCCCAGACAAAGACCCUGCCAAAGAAUCCCCCAAACCAGAAGAGCAGAAAAACGCCCCCCGUGAGGUAUCCCCCCUCCUGCCGAAACCCCCCGAAGAGCCAGAAGCAGAAAGCAAAAGUGCGGACUCCCUCUCCGACCCCUUCAUUGUUCCAAAGGUGCAGUACAAGUUGGUCUGCCGCAAGUGCCAGGCGGGCUUCGGCGAUGAGGAGGCGGCCAGGAGCCACCUGAAGUCCCUCUGCUUCUUCGGCCAGUCUGUGGUGAACCUGCAAGAGAUGGUGCUUCACGUCCCCACGGGCGGCGGUGGUGGCGGCGGUGGUGGCGGUGGCAGCGGCGGCGGCGGCUCGUACCACUGCCUGGCGUGCGAGAGCGCGCUCUGUGGGGAGGAAGCUCUGAGUCAACAUCUCGAGUCGGCCUUGCACAAACACAGAACAAUCACGAGAGCAGCAAGAAACGCCAAAGAGCACCCUAGUUUAUUACCUCACUCUGCCUGCUUCCCCGAUCCUAGCACCGCAUCUACCUCGCAGUCUGCCGCUCACUCAAACGACAGCCCCCCUCCCCCGUCGGCCGCCGCCCCCUCCUCGUCCUCCGCUGCCCCCCACGUCUCCAGGAAGUCUUGGCCGCAAGUGGUCUCCCGGGCUUCGGCCGCGAAGCCCCCUUCUUUUCCUCCUCUCUCCUCAUCUUCAACGGUUACCUCAAGUUCAUGCAGCACCUCAGGGGUUCAGCCCUCGAUGCCAACAGACGACUAUUCGGAGGAGUCUGACACGGAUCUCAGCCAAAAGUCCGACGGACCGGCGAGCCCGGUGGAGGGUCCCAAAGACCCCAGCUGCCCCAAGGACAGUGGUCUGACCAGUGUAGGAACGGACACCUUCAGAUUGUAAGCUUUGAAGAUGAACAAUACAAACAAAUGAGUUUAAAUAAAAAUAACAAACCAAUUUCAAAAAUAGACUAACUGCAAUUCCAAAGCUUCUAACAAAAAAAAAAAAAAAAAAAAAAAAAAAAAAAGAAGAAGAAAAAAAAAAAUAGAAAAACGUGGGUUGUUUUCCCAUAUACCUAUCUAUGCCGGUGAUUUUACAUUGUCUUUUCUUUUUUCUUUUAAUAUUUAAAAAACAAAAAAACAAACAAAAAAAACCCCUCACCCUGCUACAUUGUGUCCUUUUGAAGGUACUAUUGGUCUGGGAAACAGAAGUCCGCAGGGCCUCCCUAAUGUCUUUGGAGCUUAAACCCCUUGUAUAUUUGCCCCUUUUCAAUAAACGCCCCACAUUGAUAGCACAGCGGAGCCCGGCAUGCACUGUAUGGGAAAGCAGUCCACCUUGUUACAGUUUUAAAUUUCUUGCUAUCUUAGCAUUCAGAUACCAAUGGCUUGCUAAAAGAAAAAAAGAAAUGUAAUGUCUUUUUAUUCUCAGGUCAAUCGCUCACACUUUGUUCUGUUUUCAGAAUCAUUUUAUAUAUAUAUUAUUUUUUCAGUUUUUUGUUUUGUUUUGUUUUGUUUUUUGGUUUUGGGGGGGGUUUUUUGUUCCAGAAAAGAUUUUUUUGUUAAUUUAAAAACGGGCAGAAAGUUCGAGAAAAACAAUGUGAACUGCUUUAGCUUUCUGGGGAUUUUUAAGGAUAGCUUUUCUGCUGAAGCCAAUUUCAAGGGGAAAAGUUAAGCACUCCCACUUUCAGAAAAAUAACCCACACACACAAAGAGUGUUGAGGACUUGUAGCUUAAAAAAAAAGUUUUAAAAACUGACUUUCUGUAUUUAUGAUAGAUAUGACCAUUUUGGUGUUGAGUAGAUUGUUGCAUUGGAAAUGAACUGAAGCAGUAUGGUAGAUUUAAAAGGAAAAAAAAAAAAAACCUUUUGUGUACAUUUAGCUUUUUGUAUGGUCCAGCUGACAGCUCCUCAUUUGAUGUUGUCUUGUUCAUUCCUAGCAGAUAGAUUGCAAUCCGUUGAUUCACCUAAGCUUUUCUCCCUUGUCCCUUAAUUCCACUUUCUCUUUCCUUCUCCCACCUCCCAUCCUAUAAUCUCCCACUUAAGGUAGCUGCCUUCAUUUCUUAGAGGGUAGUUACAGAAUUAUUUUAUGAAACUAAAGAAAGAAUUUCAAGGGAUUCUAGGGGUCAUUAGGAUCCUCACAGAUUAUUUUUGGUUGGGGAGUUGAAACUUUUUAAAGGCAUAUAAUUCUAGUUACCUGUCUGUUAGCCUUGUGCAUUUAUUUUUUAUUUAUCCUUCUUUUGGCUUUUCUUCAUACUCCUCCUUUUCCUCCUCGUUUGGUAGAUCCUUCAAAUAUUCUUUUCCUGAACGAAAGCAUUUGUUUCAGUUUGUGUAAUUGGGCGGUGUGCUUUUCUUUUCUAAAAAAGUUUUUGGUUGGGGUUUGGGUUUUGUGUUUGUGUUUUUUUCUUUUCUCUCUCAGAAAAAGAAAUUUCAUGCUUUAAAUAAAAUCCAAAGACACACCCUUUCACUGCUGAUGCAGAAAAAAAGGGAAAGGGUUCUUGUUACUUGAGAAUUUGUUUCUGAUUUAAGCAAACAAGACUUAGUUUAAUAAAAGAAAGAGUAAAACAAAAGAUUCCCAGGUUAUGUGCUUCUUCUGCAAGCAGAGAGGCAACUGUUAAUGACAAUUCCAUAUACCAAAAGACACAUUUUUUACUUCAAAGUUUUGUCCUUGUGUUAGGCAGUCUGAGCGGCGGCAAGUGAUCCAGAGUGCAGCCAACAAAGAAGCAAAUAGCAAUGUGCAGAAAGCAAAAAAAAGAACCAUUAUGUGAGGCACUUGUGUUUAUGCUAGUAUCCAUAUUCCUGUAACACACAACACAAUGCAUAACACACACACAAUGUGUAACACACACCCUUCUCAAAAAAAAAACGGUAUGAACUUUGAAAGGAAAACUUUGUGCUGCUAAAACAUAGAUUUUGGAGACAAAUAGAUUCUUUGCUGUUUCACUUUCAUAGCCAAACAUCAACAGAAACAAUCUCCCCUUGCCCCAAAAGUGUGAAAUCCUUCUCCCCUUCAUUCUUUUCCUUGUUUCAAAAGGGAACUUUGAAGACUGUGAAUGCAGGUUCCAUUGGUCAUCUUUUCGGCUUCUUUCCCCAGUGCUGAAGCCACUUACCGACUUUGCAAAAGACUGGAGCAUUCCAAGAUCUGAAAAUGGAUUUCUUUUUUCUUUUUUUUCCUUUUUAGCCGGGACUAUUUUAUUUUUAUGAAUUUGUUUUUAGUUUAAUGAAAGAAUAGAUCCUGAACUGUUGUACAUAUUUCUAACUAGGCUGAUGCACAGUGCAAAUUCCUUUUUUAAUUGUUUUUUUUUUAAGUAGAAAUACUAAAGAAUACCAUCUUAACUAUUCAUACCAGUAUCCAGCUGUAGCAUAAGGUGUCAAAAACAAAUACACAAAAUAUUUACUGUUCUAACAAG
Galeopterus variegatus (Sunda flying lemur) is the source of this 13664-nucleotide messenger RNA. It is a transcript of the gene ZFHX3, whose product is annotated as zinc finger homeobox 3. Gene Ontology annotation, molecular function: DNA-binding transcription factor activity, RNA polymerase II-specific; zinc ion binding; RNA polymerase II cis-regulatory region sequence-specific DNA binding. NCBI's taxonomy places the organism in Eukaryota, Metazoa, Chordata, Mammalia, Dermoptera, Cynocephalidae. The transcript is spliced from 10 exons. The coding region runs from base 1 to 11163 and encodes 3720 amino acids. Gene Ontology annotation, cellular component: nucleus. The record is from RefSeq and is a predicted model, not a curated record. Gene Ontology annotation, biological process: regulation of neuron differentiation; brain development; regulation of transcription by RNA polymerase II.